Hibiscus syriacus is the source of this 1568-nucleotide messenger RNA. Its product is annotated as chromo domain-containing protein LHP1-like. Gene Ontology annotation, cellular component: nucleus. The record is from RefSeq and is a predicted model, not a curated record. Lineage: Eukaryota; Viridiplantae; Streptophyta; Magnoliopsida; Malvales; Malvaceae. The transcript is spliced from 6 exons. Gene Ontology annotation, biological process: heterochromatin formation. The annotation marks the transcript as partial.
UCGGGUCCAUAUUCGCCCAAAAAGAAAAUCCUUUUUAAUUCUAAAUAUUUUUUUGCUUCCAGCUCAAAAUUCAUUGCAAGAGAGAGAGGGAAAACAAAAAGAAAAACCUUGGGGAUUGUUUCAAAUUUUUUUCAUUUGGGAUUUUGGGUUUUGGUUUUAGAAAUGAAAGGAAGGAAAAGGGUAUCUCAGAGUGAGGAAGGAGGAAGCGGGGGUGAUGAGAAAGAGAAGAAAAGUGAAGGGACUGGAGAUGAAAUGGUUGAAAAUGAACGACUUGGGGAGAAAAGGGUGGAGGGAGAUGGAGAAGAAGAGGAUCACGGGGAGGAAGAUGAUAACGAAGAAGAAGAAGACGAAGAAGAGGAAGAAGAAGAUGGUGAGAGGAAAGAUGAAGAGAGGACUAAGCUUGAUGAUGGGUUCUUUGAGAUUGAAGCAAUUCGCCGCAAAAGGGUUCGAAAGGGCCAGCUUCAGUAUCUAAUCAAAUGGCGCGGAUGGCCGGAAACUGCGAAUACAUGGGAGCCAUUGGAGAAUCUACAGUCAUGUUCUGAUGUUAUAGAUGCAUUUGAGGCAAGCUUGCAUUCAGGGAAGCAGGGUCGAAAGCGCAAACGCAAGCAUGGUGGUCUUCAGACACAGUCCAAGAAGAAGCAGACGAGUUCCUCUAUCGCUACAUAUAAUGCAACUGGUCUCGAAGUUAGUGUUAUUGAUAAGCCUCCCUUGGUUCCCAUUGACGAUUCUGGUAUUGCCGAUCUUUCUGCUUCAAGUACAGUUACAGUGUCGGUACGUGAGGGAGAGCGUAAUGGAAACGGCAACAAUGUCAAAAGAUCUAAGAGAGUUAAGGAAAACAGUUCCGCAAUGGGUUCAAAGAAAGUUGACGGGAAGAAAGAUGAUUAUGAUACCAAGCUUAGCGACCUAAAAGGCGCAGCAUCUUCCAAAGGGGCCAAUGCGGAUAAGCUUGCGGUACGGUUCCAAGAAGUCAAGGCUUCUGAAGGUGAUGGUCCUGUCAACGGGCUACCAAGGGUUGGGGAAUCAGUUCCAAGUGAUCGUCGUACAGGAGCUAAAAGGAGGAAGCCUAGUUCUGUUAAGAGGUUUAAACAGGAUUCAGCUUCUUCCGGACCUAAUUUGACUCAAAAUGCCAUCCACAUUGGCUAUGCAAUUACAGAUGCAGAUAUGGAAAUGGUUAAUCUUGGUUUAACAGCAGACAGUUUGAGUCAUAGGCCCCCGAUUGAUAGUUCUGUAAAUGUACCCGUUGUAAUCAAGAUCAUCAAGCCUGUAGAAUUUUCAGCUUCCAUAUCAGACAACAAUCAAGAUGUCUCUGUAACGUUCUUGGCACUCAGGUCUGAUAGAAAAGAGGUCAUGGUGGACAACCAAUAUCUUAAAGCUAACAACCCACUGAUGUUAAUCAACUUCUACGAGCAACAUCUCAAGUAUAUCCCUCCAUCUUGAUCACCCCCGACAAAGCUGAAGGCCGCCAUAUUCUUUUUGUUUGUAUGCAUUGUUGUAAGUUUAUUACAUUAGUUGCAGAAUAUAGAACUGGAUAGCAAGUGGUCUCUCAUUUUCAAGCGCCAAGCCGACUG